AUGAAUGAAGUUGGAGAAGUGGGCAGUUUCCUUGGACAAGAUCCUCCCAACACACCUUUGUCCAUUCCUGGAUUAAUACAUCCAUUAAGCCCUAUAAGUACUGAUUCCAAGACAUCUACUACAUUCUUAAGCGACAAUCAGCAGCCUUCUGGUUCACUAGAUUCAUUUAAAGAAGCACCAAACUUCCAGGCACAGCUGAAAUCUCCACAAGAUUAUGCAUCUCAGCCUUAUAGCUUAACUCAGCCUCAGUCUUUUAGUGGUACCCACCCUCUCCCAUCAAAUUCCCCAUCUAGCUAUGCCCCUUCUUCAUCCCCAGUUCUGCAAAUAGCACCUGUUUCUUCCACUAGCUCUCAGGCCUUUCUGACUUCACCUCCACGAGCUAAUCAAAGUCUGCCUGGUCAGUGGAGCUACCAGUCAUCUCAACAUGGCAUUGUGGUAGGAACCACACCAUCCCAUAGUCUUGCAGAUCCUGAUGUUUCAGCAUCAGUCACUUCUGGGCAUCAGGCAAUACCUUUGUUUGAAUCAUCAGUUUUGUCUACAAACUUGUCUCCGUCCCAGCCCCAGCAUGGCCCUGAAGUGCAGUCUUCUUCGUCUCCUUCUUCAGUUCCAUUAUUAGCAACAUCGCAAUAUCAACCAACCAUCAAACAAGAAAUCAGCAUCCCUCAGUCUGUUCCUACUUCAUGUCCUCAAGUUGCUACAGUUCCACCUUCAG
This is a messenger RNA of Cryptotermes secundus, 712 nucleotides long. Its product is annotated as putative protein TPRXL. The record is from RefSeq and is a predicted model, not a curated record. Lineage: Eukaryota; Metazoa; Arthropoda; Insecta; Blattodea; Kalotermitidae. The transcript has 2 exons. The annotation marks the transcript as partial.